Osmerus eperlanus (European smelt) is the source of this 5638-nucleotide messenger RNA. RefSeq names its product TBC1 (tre-2/USP6, BUB2, cdc16) domain family, member 1 (gene tbc1d1). The record is from RefSeq and is a predicted model, not a curated record. NCBI's taxonomy places the organism in Eukaryota, Metazoa, Chordata, Actinopteri, Osmeriformes, Osmeridae.
UUGGGUCGGAGAGGGGAGCCAGGCCUCUGUAGACCGAAUCUAUUCUUAGCUUCCGGAGUGGACGACGGGGGGCAACAGGAACAGCCUGGUGUGUCUCAGAGUUUGAUACGUUACGGACCUACUUUAUCGCAAAGCCGCACUGUCACCGACCCACACACUCAGUUUCUGUGAGGAAGUACGUCGACCGUUAAUAACAGUCAGGUCUUUUUUCAAGAGGAAAUCCUCUCCAACCAUGGAGGGGCUGUUCUUCGAGGUGAAGCCCAGGGACAAGGCCCUCAGCCUGAGGAGUUCCAAAGACCCUCUCCCCAGCAGCCAUGGCUCUUACCAGAUCCCUCCCUCCCUCCCUGACUACCAUCUCAGGGGUGGUGGUGGUGCUGUGACUGAGGCAGAGGAGGAGGACCAGGAAGAGGAGGAAGUCCAGUAUAAACUGACCUUAGUUGGGUCUCUACCCGUCCAUCCUCUUACCACUAUGUCCAUGCUGCCCUGGGUGGUAGCUGAGAUUGUGAGGCCUCCGGCUGGAGGGGGUAGGCCUGAGGCUCCUGGUUUUGGGUACACACACCUCCGAAGCAGGAAUCUGGACCAUGUUCCUUCUACCACUGAAGGACACAAUCAGUCUGUGUGUCUGUGUGUAUCAGCAUCGAGGGUGCAGUGUGUGUGUGUGAUGGUGGAGGCGGGGCUCCGGGAGGCAUGGGACCCCCUCACACACACCGUGCUGUUUGAGUGUCGCCCCCACCACCUGACCAAGCUGCUACACAACAGCCAGCAGCCCAGCAGCUUCGGCUGCAUGCUGAAGGACACAAACACCUGCACCUGCUACGUCUUCCAGAGCUGCGAUUGCACCAAGGUUCCUGAGAUCAUCAGUACGCUACGGCAGGCUGGUAAGAGCUCGGCGCGCAAUGAUGACAUCACAGACGCAACCAACCGCCCUUCUGAUGCUUCCAAGGGUAGCACUUCUGAAACAUGCACCUCAUCGUCCUUGGUUUCCACGGGGACCUCCGUGCCGACAAACGCAGUCGCUACAGCAACCACUUUCGCCAAGAGGUUUGAGGUCCUGUUCUGCGGCCGCGUGAGCGUCGCUCACAAGAAGGCCCCGCCCGCUCUGAUCGAUGAGUGCAUCGAAAAGUUUGGCCAGUCACGGGCAAGCGGGGCCGGGCCUAAAGGAGGUGGAGGAUUGGUCGGGGGAUUGCGCAGGGCUCUGGCGUUCCAAAAUGGGACUGUUGGUGGAAUCACAGGACUGGGUAACGAAGGAACAGAUAGCCCCCCCGGUGGUCGGAGGCCGGUGCUGUUCAAACGAGACCCCAGCUUCCCCUGUCUGCAGGCCUUGGACGAGAACGGCCUGUCACCAGAAAUCCACUCCUCUUCCUCCUCAUCUGACUCACACACACAAGCUGUCGGGGUGCAGCCAACCAGCCUGCAGGAGAACAGGACCAUGCUGUUCAUGGUGGGUAGGUGUCAGAUCUUCCUGGUCAGUCCAGACACCAAGAAGGUCUCCAUAGAGAAGAGCUUCAGAGAGAUAUCAUUCUGCUCACAGGGUAUCCGUCAUGUAGAUCACUUUGGCUUCAUCUGCAGGGAGACUGUGGAGGGAGGCAGCUGUCACUUUGUCUGCUACGUCUUCCAGUGCACUGAUGAGGCCCUGGUGGAUGAGAUCAUGCUGACGUUGAAGCAGGCGUUCUCUGUGGCCUCCCUGCAGCAGACUGUGAGGACCCAGAGCCUGCAGUGUGAGGCCUGCCCCAUUCAUGUGCUCCACAGGCUGUGUGAGAGGAUUGAAGGUCUGCACCCAUCUAAAGCCAAACUGGAGCUACAGCAACAUUUGGCUAUCCUGGAGAACCAGGAGCAAGCCUCCGUGUUUGAGAACACCAUGAGGGCUCGUCCUAAGAGCGACCAGGAGGAGAACGAGCUGGUCGUGUCCAGUCUGAGGGCCCUUUAUGAGGAGAAACAGAAGACUCACCAACACAGAGAGUCUGGGAGCAGCAACAAGGUAUGUGAGGAGCCUGCCCUAGCAGUGGAGUCUCAGCAGAGCAACAGCCGUCAGCGUCUGGAGCAGUUUAAGAGCAGAGCCAAGCGCUCUCUCACCGAGUCCCUGGAGGGCAUCUGGAAGGGCAGCAGCAGGUCAAAGAGUGUGAGAGAGAACAGUGAGGAAGACAGCUGCUCCUCCUCAUCCACCAUCACCAGCAGCAGUCAUGAGGACCCACUGCCCCCCAGCUCCCCCCUCAGGUCUCACAACUCCACUGGAGACCUGAAGCUUUUGGACCCCGCUCUCUCCAUCUCCUCCUCAUCCCUCUCUCUGCUCUGCGACUCUCAUGGCCAGGGCUUUCGUCGCCGUGCCAACACCUUCAGCCACCCACCCAGCCCGUCCUCGACGGAUUGUUCCCCGGCACACACACACACCCACACGACCCAGGACACGCCCUCAGCCGCCACCAAGCCCAAGCUGGUCCGCCACUACUCUGUUAGCACCGACACACCACAUCAGAGCAAACACAUUUCAGAACCUCCUUUUCCUACAGCUCUCCACCUGUCCUCCCCCCACUCUCCUCUCCUCUCUCACUGCCCCUCAUCGCCCUCCUCUGGGGGACGUCUGAACAUAAGGAGUCCUCUGGGGGGGCUGCGAGCUCGUCUCCGCUCCUCCUCCUCUGUCCCUAACUUCCUCAAGCUGCUGGCACCUGUCCAUGAAAAUGAUCCAUUUAACAUGAGGACCAGUGACGUGGCAGCCCUGUCGGUGCCUGGGGUGUGUGUGGAGGGAGACAGCCCCCUGCGCACUCACAGACACUCCUGGAGACAGCAGAUCUUCCUACGAGUCGCCACGCCUCAGAAGAACCCUGACACAUCUGACAGGGGAGACUGUUGUCUGGAGGCGGGGCGUGGCACCCUGGGGGGCGGCGGCGGCGGGGGGGACGGCGUGUUGGGCGUGGUCCCAGAGGAGCAGAAGAGGCGGGGCGGGGCGGAGCUCCGGGAGCUGUGGAGGAAAGCCAUCCUGCAGCAGAUACUGCUACUGAGGAUGGAGAGAGAGAACCAGAAACUACAGGCCUCUGAGAGUGACCUGCAGAACAAGCGCCUGAAGCUGGACUAUGAGGAGAUCACGCCCUGUCUGAAAGAGGUCACCCUGGUCUGGGAGAGCAUGCUGGGAAAGCCAGCAAGGUCUAAGGUCAAGUUCCCUACGGAGACCAUCUACUCUGCUGUCACACAGGGUAGGCAGCAUCGGGGGGAGGUCUGGAAGUUUCUGUCGGAGCAGUACCCUCCUCAGACAGGCCGUCCCCUCACGGCCCCAGCCAAUCACACGCCUUACAAAGAGCUCCAACAGCUCACUUCACAGCAGCACGCCAUCCUCAUAGACUUGGGUCGGACGUUUCCCACACAUCCCUAUUUCCAGGCUCAGCUGGGGGCGGGGCAGCUGUCUCUCUACAACCUCCUGAAGGCCUACUCCCUCCUGGACCCGAGUAUAACAGACGUCCCCCGUCCCCCCCAGGUGGGCUACUGCCAGGGCCUGUCCUUCGUGGCGGGGGUCCUCCUGCUCCACAUGGAGGAGGAGGAUGCCUUCUACAUGCUCAAGUUCCUCAUGUACGACAUGGGGCUCCGCAAGCAGUACCGGCCCGACAUGAUCAUACUACAGAUCCAGAUGUACCAGUUGUCCAGGCUGCUGCAUGACUACCACAGGGACCUGUACCUGCACCUGGAGCAGCAGGAGAUCGGGCCCAGCCUCUACGCUGCCCCCUGGUUCCUCACCACCUUUGCCUCACACUUUCCCCUCGGCUUUGUGGCCCGAGUCUUUGACAUGUUGUUUCUCCAGGGUUCCGAGGUCAUUUUCAAGGUGGCGCUGAGUCUCCUGGGGAGUCACAAGCCCUUGAUCCUGCAGCACGACAGUCUGGAGACCAUCGUGGACUUCAUCAAGACCACCCUGCCCAACCUGGGCCUGGUGCAGAUGGAGAAGACCAUCAACCAGGUGUGUGAGAUGGACCUGUCCAAGCAGCUGCAGGCGUACGAGGUGGAGUACCAUGUCCUUCAAGACGAGCUGAUGGACCCGCCCCCCACGCUCAACCAAUCACAGCGGGCCGCUCAGCUGGAAAGGACCAAUCAGAGCCUUCGGCAGCAAAACUUGGAUCUGCUCGAGGAACUACAGGUGUCCCAGGCUCGCGUGGGGGGUCUGGAGGCCCGUGUGCAGGUGCUGUCCCAGUCUGAGGGGCUCCUGAGGGCCCAGCUGGGUGUCCUGGAGGAGGACAAGAGCCGGCUGCAGGACACUGUCGCUCAGCUCCACGCCCUGCUCACCCGCCUGGGCGUACGCGCACACGCAGACGCACACGCCGGCGUGGACGUCCCUGCCGACAGGCUCCGUGCGGAUCUGGGGCUCCCUGAUGGAGAUGGAGGGGCGCUGGGGCCGGUGGGCGCGGCCCUUCCCCACCCCCUGGCCCUCCCUGAGAGACUCUAGCCCCCACAGAACUUGCCAGAGGGACAACUAAAGGAGGAGGAGAGGACGUGUCCGCCAACACUCCCUUUAUACUUUCUAGGAGUUGACGAAAGACGAGAGAAGGAUGGAAGAGACUACAGCACUGAGUUCCCCACUUUCCUCAGUGAGAGGCCACCGCCGGUGACUUCUUAGUUGGUUUGUGAACUUUGACCCCAAAGACCCCUGCCCUUACUCUACUUUAGAUAUAAACAAACGUGUGAGUUAUCUGACCAACUGGCCCCAAAGAAGUACUGUCCGUUGUGAGCAGAGCCCACAGCCACACCAAUGCACAGUUCUGUUUGACUGUUGACGUGUAUUACAGAGGACUAUCCAUAUAAGUGCCUGUGUUCUCUGUAUGCAGUUAGACUGUAACCUCGGAAAAGACCAAAGAGAAUCACUGAGUGAUGUAGGGCUUCAUCAAAGAUGUGUGGAGAUGGAGUCAUCACCAUCACCAGGACCUACCAAUGGUGAAGAGGAGACUUGCAUUACUGCCAAAGAGAAGCAGUGAGAGAUAGAGAGAAAGUUGUGGAGAAAUGGUAAGAUGUAAAACAGUAAGAUGAGUAAGAGGAAAGAGUUUGUCAGUGUGGAUAUCAGGGGAGGGUGAUUAUGAAGAGCAUUCUAAAGCUGGAUGUGUAAGGAUGGUUACUGCUGCACACACUGAGGCUGUGUAAGGAUUGUUACUGCUGCACACACUGAGGCUGUGUAAGGAUGGUUACUGCUGCACACACUGAGGCUGUGUAAGGAUGGUUACUGCUGCACACACUGAGGCUGUGUAAGGAUUGUUACUGCUGCACACACUGAGGCUGUAUUUACAGGGAGAGGGAAGACAACCCAGUUCAUUGAAAAUGGACAUUUCCAAUUAUUCCUUCUUCUCUUCCUCUUUUUUCUAUAAAUCCACCUGAUGCCUGAUUGGCAUCUGCCUCUCCUCUAGACACAGAAACAAUCACACUGUCUGUGCACACUUUACUGCCUUGUGUGUGUGUGUGUGUGUGUGUGUGUGCGCGCGCGUGCGCGCGCGUGCGUGUUGUCCCCAGUGUGCUGUAAUGUAUAAUGCAUGUGGUUAACAUGAUAUACCUGCAAAACAGAACCCUCUUGAUUGACACUGUAAAGAGUUAGACUUUAGACGUACAUUGCACAUUGUUUUAAUGAUAACUAUUUACUGUAUACUCUGAAAUACAUUACAAAACCUAAAACAUG